GGCCUCGGCGCUUUCCGCCGGAGCGGGGCCAACCCCGCAGCCCGGCCGCGCCCGCACCGCCAUGCACUGAGGGCCCCGGGCCCGGCCCGGCCCUUCGGAGUGGCCCCCCCCGCAGGUGACGCUUCCCACCAUGUCCCUCUGGAGCAUCGUCUCCCAGAUGGCGCCGGAGGAGUUCGGCGGAAUCUUCGCGGAGUUCCCCCGCAGUCUGCGCUGCGUCCUGGGCGAGUGGCUGGAGAACCAGCCCUGGGAGUUCAUCCACGGCCCCGACACCUUCUGGACCAGUGUGGCACAGGGGCUGGUCUCAGCGAUGCUGGAGAGGCUGCGCAGUGCUGGCGGUGAUGGACAGCAGUGCCACAUUCUGCAGCAAAUCAGCAGCAUUGAGGGCGCAUACCGGCACGACCCGAUGCGCUUGGUGGCCGUCCUGAGGGCCAUCCUGGAAGGCGAGAAGGCCGCCGUGCUGCGGAGGGACCACCACCUGCCCCUCAGCUUCCACCGGCGCCAGGAGGAGCUCAAAUUCAGUCUGGGGCUGCGGCGGCUGCAGCAUCGCGUGCGGGAGGUGCAGGCAGUGCGGGAGCAUGGGGCAGCGCUGGGGGACGGCCCUGCAGCCUCGAACGCGCGGGACCCACAGCUGAAAUCGGAAGGGAAAGCACCGGAGAAUGAGCUGCCCGCGCUCCUCCUGGAGGCCACCAAGGAGCUGGAGGCGGUCAGGCAGCAGGUGCUGAAGCGCAUCCAGAUCUGGAAGCGGCAGCAGCAGCUGGCGGGGAACGGCGCGCCCUUCGAGGAGAACCUCGCGCCGCUGCAGAAACGGUGUGAAGGUUUGGUGGAGGUUCACUUCCAGCUGCAUCAACAGGUGAUGGCGGCGGGCGCAGAGCUGGGGGCAGAGCUGCUGUCCCAACUGCUGGAGAGGCUCAACGAGGUCCUGUCCAGCCUGGUUCGGAGCUCCUUCCUGGUGGAGAAGCAGCCCCCCCAGGUGCUGAAGACGCAGACCAAGUUCCCGGCGAGCGUCCGCUUCCUGCUGGGCCCACAGCUGCUGCAGGCAUCCCCCAAGCCCUGCAUGGUGCGUGCCGAUAUGGUGACGGAGAAGCAGGCACGGGAGUUGGCACACAGUGCUUACAGCAGCACCCUGAGUGAGAGCACCGGGGAGAUCGUGCACAACGUGGUGGCCUUGGAGACCAACCCGGGCAGCGGGACCUGCAGCGCCAACUUCAAGAAUGUGAUGCUGAAGAAGAUAAAGCGCUGUGAACGGAAGGGCUCCGAAUCGGUGACGGAAGAGAAAUGCGCCGUUCUGUUCAGCUGCACCGCGGGGCUGAGCCCCAGUGGGACCACCGUGAGGCUGCAGGUCCUGUCCCUCCCCAUCGUGGUCAUCGUCCACGGGAACCAGGACAACAAUGCCAAGGCGACGGUGCUGUGGGAUAAUGCCUUCUCUGAGAUCGAGAGGGUGCCCUUCGUGGUGGCCGAGCGCGUCCCCUGGGAGAAGAUGUGCGAGACGCUGAACCUGAAGUUCAUGGCGGAGGUGCAGACCACCAAAGGGCUCUUGAAGGAGCAUUACUUCUUCCUGGCCCAGAAAAUCUUCAACGACCACAGCGCCACUCCGGAGGACUUCCAGAGCCGCAGCGUCUCCUGGGCGCAGUUCAAUAAGGAGAUCCUGCCUGGACGGGGCUUCACCUUCUGGCAGUGGUUCGAUGGAGUCCUGGACCUCACCAAGCGGUGCCUCAAGAGCUACUGGUCAGACCGGCUGAUCAUUGGCUUCAUCAGCAAGCAGUACGUGUGCAAGCUGCUGAGCACGGAGCCUGACGGAACGUUCCUGCUGCGCUUCAGCGAUUCCGAGAUCGGGGGGGUCACCAUCGCUCACGUCAUCCGUGGCAAGGACGGUUCCAGCCAGGUGGAGAACAUUCAGCCUUUCUCUGCUAAGGACCUUUCCAUCCGCUCCCUGGGGGACCGCAUCCGUGAUCUGAGGCAGCUGCGCAACCUCUACCCCAGCACCCCCAAGGAUCAGGCGUUCGGAUGCCACUACAACAAGGAGCAGACAGGGAAGGACGGACGGGGCUACGUCUCCACCGCCAUCAAAAUGACAGUGGAAAGCGAGAGGGACCAUCCGCCCCAGAGCACUGCGGGGGGGGGUCCCGAGGCUGUCCAGCCCCCCCUGUUCGCCCUCCCCAUGCUACAGCCCGAGCUGCAGCCCAAGAACCUGCUGAGCUCCACCUGCCCAUGGGCAGUUACCCCCCAGGUGAGAGCAGCAUCAGCACAAUGGUCACCGAAGGCCUCCACUCCUCCUUCCCCAGCCCAGGGCCAGUGCUCUCCUCACCCCCUCUGGUGAUGGACCCUGCCAUGCCCCGCUGCCAUGACCCUUUCCGGAACCCCAUGAGCUUUCUACCCAACCAGUUUCUGCCUGGGGAAGGUCCCCCCCGGGUGGAGGGUCCCCACCAGCUGAUACCCGGGGGUCCUUCCCCUGAACCCCGAGAUGAGGAGAUGCCAGAGC
This is a messenger RNA of Lagopus muta (rock ptarmigan), 2479 nucleotides long. RefSeq names its product signal transducer and activator of transcription 6 (gene STAT6). Bases 131 to 2317 code for a protein of 728 amino acids. Lineage: Eukaryota; Metazoa; Chordata; Aves; Galliformes; Phasianidae. The transcript is spliced from 21 exons. The record is from RefSeq and is a predicted model, not a curated record. Gene Ontology annotation, biological process: regulation of transcription by RNA polymerase II; cell surface receptor signaling pathway via JAK-STAT; growth hormone receptor signaling pathway via JAK-STAT. Gene Ontology annotation, molecular function: DNA-binding transcription factor activity, RNA polymerase II-specific; RNA polymerase II cis-regulatory region sequence-specific DNA binding.